GCGUUGCUCAUCGCGACGAGGGAGGGAAGCGGCGGGGCCGGCCGGUGACUUCAUCGCGGCUUCCUGGCCCGCGGCUGGGCGGGCGCGCAUAAAAGCAGCCCUCGGCAGGCAGCCCCAGCAACAAAAGCCGCAGCACCCAGCAAGAGUCGCUCCCGCCAGACAGAGAGAGAAAACAAGCAGGAUGCCUCAGCCGUCGAGCACGAUCCCCGGAGCCUCCCGGAGCCUGGUCUGGGCUGUCACCCUGGCGGGGCUGCUGGCCCUCUCCUGGGCGUCCCCGGCGCCCCUCGCCCGGCCGGGUGUCUCCCGCGUGGCGAGCCUCUCCACCGACUUCGGCGUGCGCGUCUUCCGCGAGGUGGCCGCCGCCUCCGGCGAGAGCAACGUGGCCUUCUCUCCCUACGGCGUCGCCUCCGUCCUGGCCAUGCUGCAGAUGGCCGCUGCCGGCGAGACGCGGAGACAGAUCCAGGACAGCAUGGCUUUCAGCCUCGACGAGUGGGGCACCCCCAGAGCCCUGCGUUGGUUGCAGAAGGCACUGACGGACCCCAGGAACAAAGACGUAGUGGACACGGCCGACGCCCUCUUUGUGCAGAGGGACCUGGAGCUCAGCCCGGGGUUCAUGCCCCACUUCCACCGGGUCUUCCGCCAGACGGUCAAGCAGGUGAACUUCACAGAGAGCAAGGAAGCACGCAGGAUCAUCAACAGCUGGGUGCAGGACCACACGAAAGGGAUGAUCCAGGACUUCCUGCCCGAGGGGACCCUGGACCACAUGACCCGCCUGGUCCUGGUGAACGCCAUCCACUUCAAGGGCCUCUGGAACCUGCCCUUCCCAGAGGCGGCCACCAGGGAGCGCCUCUUCCACAAGCUGGACGGGAGCACCCUCUCCGUCCCCAUGAUGGAGCAGACGGCAAAGUGCAACUACGGUGAAUUCUCCAGCCCUACAGGAGUGGAGUAUGAUGUCAUCGAGCUCCCCUACCAGGGGGAGACUCUCAGCAUGCUCAUUGCUGCCCCCUUUGAGCUGGACACCCCGCUCUCUGCCCUGACCAACAUCAUCGACUCCCAGAUGGUGGCCGAAUGGAAGAGGAACAUGACGGAAGUGACAAGGCUCCUGGUCUUACCCAAAUUCUCCUUGGAGAGCGAAGCGGACCUCCGUGGGCCCCUGGAGACCCUGGGGAUGAAGGACAUGUUCGACGCAAGAAAAGCCAAUUUCAGCAGCCUGUCAGACCAAGAAUCCCUCUUCGUGGCUCAAGCCCUGCAGAAGGUGAAGAUCGACGUGAAUGAGAGCGGGACGGAGGCCUCCUCUGCCACAGCUGUCAUCAUCUAUGCCCGGAUGGCCCCCCUGGAGAUUGUGAUGGACAGGCCCUUCCUCUUCCUCGUGCGACACAACCCAACUGGCACCAUCCUGUUCAUGGGGCAAGUGAUGGAGCCCUGAGUGACCCCCACCCCAUUCAGCCAGAAUCUCUCAGGAACUGGAAGAAGUUUUUCCUCCCUUUCUGUUCCCCUCCUUCUACAUUCCCCCACCCGCGAAGAGAGACCUGUCGCCAGCCGUGACCUCCCUCCGCCCUGCUGCUGAGUGGUAGCACCAGGCACAGUGCCCUCUCACCCCCCAGGGAAGAAGCCUCAGUUGGUCUUUCGGCUGGGAAGAGGCUGCCCCCUCUGCCCCCUGGGGCAGAAGAGAUCCGCUCUUUGGAAAGACGAGGCUCCAGCCACGAUGUCCGCACAGCCGCUUCUGCCUCCGCCAGAGUCUUCCUUGCUGGGGGGCCGGAGAGCAACUGAGCACCCUUGCUCACCCUCGCAUGGGGUGGCGCUGCCAAGAAAUCCCCAGAUGAUGUGUGCCCCCUACCUCACACUGGACUGGAACCCUGCCCAGUCAGGGCUAGUGGCUUCAUUUGAUGUUUACGUCGGAGUAGAGAGGGAUCUCUGCCUUCUCUCUUUAUUAUUAUUAUUAUUAUUACGUAUGUAUGUAUGUGUUUGGAGCGGGGAGGGGAUGAGGGUUGUGUCCCCCCCCAUCGGAUAUGGAUGGGUGGGGGCUACAGAUUAGCACUUUGAAUACGUCCAUUUUCCUUCUGCACUGCUGAGAUGGACAUUUGUUAUGAAGUAUGUUUUAACAGAGAGGCUUAAUAUAAGUUUGGCUUACUGUUUUUAAUGAAUUUAAUGAAAUACGUUGUUGGGGUGGUGAUGAUGAUGAUGAUGUGAGCAACCUUCCCUUCCUCCUCUUGUGCCCCCCUGAGGAAGGGCAGCUUCCCUCCCGUGGGGCAGGUGGGGCAAACCGCUCAUUGCCGUUC
Molecule: messenger RNA, 2279 nt
Organism: Podarcis raffonei (Aeolian wall lizard)
Lineage: Eukaryota; Metazoa; Chordata; Lepidosauria; Squamata; Lacertidae
Gene: SERPINE1
Product: serpin family E member 1
Exons: 9
Coding region: 182-1426 (414 amino acids)
Biological process (GO): negative regulation of plasminogen activation; negative regulation of vascular wound healing; negative regulation of endopeptidase activity
Molecular function (GO): serine-type endopeptidase inhibitor activity
Source: RefSeq, a predicted model, not a curated record